Molecule: messenger RNA, 4531 nt
Organism: Sesamum indicum (sesame)
Lineage: Eukaryota; Viridiplantae; Streptophyta; Magnoliopsida; Lamiales; Pedaliaceae
Product: polyadenylation and cleavage factor homolog 4
Biological process (GO): mRNA 3'-end processing; termination of RNA polymerase II transcription
Cellular component (GO): mRNA cleavage factor complex; cytoplasm
Molecular function (GO): mRNA binding; RNA polymerase II complex binding
Source: RefSeq, a predicted model, not a curated record
UAAAUUCGAACACAAUCCCAAUUCUUCCCAAUCACAAUUUUAACCAAAAAAACAAAAAAAGAGGUUAAAAAACGUAUCCCUCUCGAUCCUCACUUUCCUUCUGGAGAGAAACUCAAAUCCGCGUGUUGUUUGGAUACACGCUUGAAGUUUUGCUGUUGUAUUGGUCCGCUUGUACUGGUUGAUAUUCUUUUUUUGUACACAUGCAGAUUUCAAUUUGAUGCAGUUGAAGUUAGGUUUUCAGAUUUUGAUAAGUUUUUUUGUAAUAGACACUUGAUUUGAAUCGUGAUUGCUUGUGAGCAGUGAAUUAAUUUUGAAUUUUGUAAAUUUCGUUUUGGACCUGUUUAAUUUAUAACGUAAGCGAUGAGCGAUUGGAACGUAGGAUUAGGGUUUUUGUGAUUUGUAAUAGAAAUGGAGAGUACACGCAGACCAUUUAAUAGAUCUCUUUCGAAAGAACCAGGACUGAAGAAACCUAGGCUCACCGAGGACCAUGCAGCUGCCGAUCGCAGCUCCAAUGUCCGUACCGGAUUCGUUCAACGACCCGCGCUUCCAAACUCGGGCCUUGCGAGGGUCCAGCGGGACCGAGAUUCGGAGAGCAGUGGUGCUGUGCGUGGCCUCUACCAACAGCAACCAGGCCACCAGCUGCAUCAGGAGCUCGUUAAUCAGUACAAGACCGCAUUGUCUGAGCUGACUUUCAACUCAAAACCCAUAAUAACAAACUUGACGAUCAUUGCGGGUGAAAAUUCGCACGCGGCCAAGGCCAUUGCAGCAACUGUCUGCGCCAAUAUUCUUGAGGUCCCAAGAGAGCAAAAACUGCCAUCCCUAUAUUUACUAGACAGUAUUGUGAAGAACAUUGGGAGGGAUUAUAUCAAAUACUUUGCUUCCAGAUUACCUGAGGUUUUCUGUAAGGCAUACAGACAAGUUGAUCCUCCAAUACAUCAAGGUAUGCGCCACCUCUUUGGCACCUGGAAAGGAGUCUUCCCCCCACAAACACUUCAGAUGAUUGAGAAGGAGCUGGGAUUUACUACUACUGCCAAUGGUUCAUCUUCAGGAACAACAACAUCUAGGCCAGACUCACAGGCCCAACGUUCUGCACACAGCAUUCACGUAAACCCCAAGUAUCUAGAGGCAAGGCAGCGGCUGCAGCCCACUAGAGCAAAAGGAUCUGGCAGUGACAUUAGUGGAACUUUGGUGAGCUCACCUGAUGAUGUUGAACCACCAGCGAGAAUUACCACCAUUAGUUCGAAGAGAUCAUGGGCUGAUCCUUAUACUAAGUCUAUUCAGCAUCAUCAGAAAGAUAAAGUAAAUGAACCUGUUCGUGACAAAAGUUCAACUAUACGUUUUCCGGAUUCUAAAUAUGGUUCCAGCAUAUCAGGGCAUGAGAGCUUGGGAACUGAAAGAGUGAGUGAAAAAUUUAAAGAACCAGGACUUGAUAGGCCCUGGUAUGAAUCUGCCACUGAUGUAACUGGGAAAGUAUCCAAUCAAAGUAAUGGUUUUCACAUGGAACAUGAGUUUGAAAGCUAUCCUGCCCAUCAGUCUGCUAACUCUGACUCUCACCUUCUGCUCAAGCAAAACUUCGCCAGUAGGAAAUUGAAUGGAGUCAGUAGGAGCUGGAAGAACUCUGAGGAAGAGGAGUAUGUGUGGGAUGAGAUGAAUACUAGACCCACUGAUCUCAGUGCAGCUAAUACUUCAGCUAAAGAUAAUUGGACACCUGAUGACACUGAAAAAUUGGACUUUGGUGGUCAUAUUCGAAGGCCUCAAAGUAUACACGACAUUGGGCCAAGGGUUGAUGAUGAAAUAUCAACUGAUUCUCUAUCCACUGAAAUAGGCCAUGUUGCAUCUGGGGCUCAAGUACCAUUGUCUUGGUCAGAAGAGCUGCAUAUACCAGAAGGAAAUGUACUUUUAGGGCCUGGUAAAAACAUAUCAGGUUAUAGUGAGGGGUACUCAACUCAAAUGAAAAGUUCGGCGAACACAGUUGGCAGGACCCCGUACCAACCACAGGUUGGCCCUGAUCCUACUGGAGGCCUGGAUUUUAAUUUUUCAACAAAUGUGAUGCCAGGGCCCAAAGUUUCUAUGAUGCAACAGGAACAUACUCUUGGAACUGCAUCAUUGAUGAAAUCCACAAGGCAUCAACGUCCUCCUUCACCCUCUGUGUCAGCACACAAUCCUAAUCGGUUACACAGCAGUCUUGCUGAGCGCAAUCAAGGCUCCACGGGACCUCCUACAGAUCCAAGAAGGCCCCCAGGACAGAGAAAUACGGGGUCGCUCGACCAAUCGCACCAUCGGGAUGUUUACCAGUCUAGCACACAGAGGUUUCAGCCGCAUAGUAUACAGACUUCACCUGCUGCAAUGCCUCCUCUUCAGCAGAGGAAAUAUGUCCCCUCAACUCAACAGAGAAAGCUUGAAGUAUCUGAGUUUGGAUCUUCUGGUAAUGGACAGAACUUGUUGUCUAUUCAAAUUUCAGGCUCUGAAAGUCACUCAACUAUUGGGAACUCAUCAUCUGACCUAUCAAAUCCUCUUACUGUUGACUCCCCUGGACAAUCAAUCAAUAGCAGCUUGUUAACUGGUGUAACAAAAACUGGAAUGAUUGGUAGUACUUCUCUCAUGGAUAGCUCAACCAAACUGGAUUCUGAGGAGGUUGAGCUUGUGUCAUCUCCAGGCAUGCAACCAUCUCUUCAAAGUGACUCUCAUCCUGCUAGUUUUUUGUCUUCUCCACCCUUGCAUGAAAACAUACCGCUUCCGGGGUUUUCUAAAGAAAAGUCAGAACAGCCACCCGUUCCAUCUGCCCCCCAUCCAUCAUCUUUAGGGUCAGAACAGAUACCAAGUACAGCUAAUCCCACCUCUAAUCCAGUUUCUAGCCUAUUAAGUUCAUUGGUGGCGAAAGGCUUGAUAUCUGCUUCCAAGUCAGACUCACUUUCAUCUGCCUCAACCCAGAAACCAGAUCAAUCUCUUAACUAUGGUCCUGGGGUUUCAAGCACUAGUUCAACUCCAGAUUCUUCUGUACCAUUGACCAUGAGAAAACCUCUGUUAUCCAUCACAGAUCAACCAUCAUCAUCCAGACCUGUUGCUGAGAUCUCUGAUGGUUUGCGACGGCCAAAGACAAAUAUAAAAGAUACUAUUGGUUUUGAAUUCAGGCCAGAUGUAGUCCGUAAUUUGCAUCCAGAUGUAAUCACUGAUCUUGUUUCUGAUCUCCCAUAUCAGUGUAGGAUCUGUGGUCUUCGACUCAAGCUUCAAGAACCACUUGAUAGACACAUGGAAUGGCAUGCAUUAAGGGCUCCUGACCAGAAUCCUUUGAACAAGAACUCAAGGAGGUGGUAUACCAGCUCAGUUGAUUGGGUUGCUGGAGUUGGUUACAUUCUGGCUGCAGACAGUCCGUCAGACCUGUCAGGAGAAUCAGGUGCAGCACUGACCAGUAGUGAGCAGAUGGUUCCUGCAGAUGAAAGCCAGUGUGCCUGCAUCCUGUGUGGCGAGUUGUUUGAAGACUGCUACAGUCAAGAAACAAAAGAAUGGAUGUUCAAAAAAGCUGUUUACUUGAAUAUCCAAUCAUCAGAAUCACAGGAAACGAUCGGAACUGCAAGUGAUACUGCUAGUCCGAGGCCAAUAGUCCAUAUUAACUGCAUGUCAGAAGAUAUUCUUCAGGACUUGGGACUAGCUUGUGAUGUUGAACUGGAAAAGGAUGCUGCGUAAUGUUCAGUUGGGAACCAAUUUUGACCAAAGGUUUGCGGUGUUGAAGCUUGCAGAAGAUCUGUAUUAUACUUUCAGUGCCUACAGUUUAUCAUCCUUGGCUGUGCUAAUACGUUGUGCAUGGCAGAAAAGUGAAGAAAAUGUUUGCAUGUUCAUCAUUCAGCUCAUACAUUGAGCAUCAGUUACAUCAUUUUCUUUUCUGCAUGCCCAAAAACUGUUCUCUUUCUCAGAGGAACUGAAGCAAAGUUGGAGUUCCGUUCACCGUACUGAAGCUGGAGUGAUCCAUGCGAAGCAAGCAUUAUGACCUUGCUUAUGGGUAUGAGCCCUGUAAAGUGUUGCCUAUAGUUUCUUUCUCAACCUUUUCAGGGUUAUUUUCUGUAUUUCAAAGUAAAAAGAAAUAUAUGUGGGUGAUGGUUCUCAAAUGUCCAUUUCUGGUUUUCUUAUCAGUUGUUUUUAGUGUCUUGCUCCCGGUGAAGCAAAUUUCCUCUGAUUCCAGCCUCAUCCUAACUAUAUUCUGAAAGAAGUCCCUUAGCUGCAUAGAUUGCAAGUUUUGAUGUCUAAAAAUGGUAAGGCAGGACUUGCAGACUGCUCAGGAUCACCUUAUUUCAUGUUUUUUAUCCUCCUCAUCAUCUAGGUUUUAAAUAGUUUGCUGAAGCAGUCUGGCAAGAACAGUCAAUAAUUUAUGUUACUUUAGUUUUUGGUAUGGUAAGCCUCAAUGUUGACGUUAAAUGGCAAUGCUAGUCUUUGCAAUGAUUUUUUGGCCGAACGGAAGUUGGGAUAAGAUUUUAUUGUUGCUCUAAAGUUUCCUGGAAUUAUCAAUUAUGGGAUGUCUACUUUUUUAUCUUCUCAA